Messenger RNA from Symbiodinium natans, 744 nucleotides. NCBI's taxonomy places the organism in Eukaryota, Dinophyceae, Suessiales, Symbiodiniaceae. The record is from the annotation of a GenBank genome assembly.
AUGCUCGGAAUGGCGAUGUCCACGAUGUCCAGAGCAAGGCUCGAAAGGAGGCUUGCGCGAUGCUUCUCAUCAGCGACAUCAGCGACCGGGAAGCUCUCUGUUCUAUGCUUUCUGGGCACUACUCGCAAUGAUGGCCCUCCGUUCCCGACGCGGGUGGGAAGCAGAGUCGCAGCAUACAGCGCAUCAUUGCUGAAGAAGCACGGACAUGCUGUGGAGGUGGUUGAUCCACUUGAGCUAGACUUGCCUUUGCUCAGAAAGCCAGAGUUUGCAUACCAGCGUGGAGAGCAACCGAAAGUUUUGUCGGAGUUGGCAGAAGCUAUUCGUUCGGCAGACGCCUUUGUCAUGAUCUCUCCUGAGUACAAUCACACGGCCUCACCUGCUCUGCUCAACACGCUGAACCACUUUGGAAGUAGCAUUUUUUCAUACAAGCCGUCUGCAAUCUGUACUUACAGCCAGGGCCAAUGGGGCGGCGCACGUGCUGCAGUGGCCCUGCGACCUAUACUGUCCGAGCUGGGAUGCUUACCGGUUUCUGCGAUGAUCCAUGUCCCAGCUGCUCACACGGUCUUCGAUGAGCACGGGUCCUUGAUUAAGGAGGAAUCCGAUUGGGAGCAAUACUUUAUGCGCACCUUCAGUCAGAUGGAAUGGUGGGCGAUGGCUGCAAAGAAUCACAAGGUCCUACAAGAUCCUUUCAGCUUGUCACCAGCACUCAAGCGUCAACCUUCUCAACGCAAUGCUCCUAAGUAA